This is a messenger RNA of Pogona vitticeps (central bearded dragon), 5593 nucleotides long. RefSeq names its product ADAM metallopeptidase with thrombospondin type 1 motif 16 (gene ADAMTS16). Gene Ontology annotation, molecular function: metalloendopeptidase activity. The record is from RefSeq and is a predicted model, not a curated record. Lineage: Eukaryota; Metazoa; Chordata; Lepidosauria; Squamata; Agamidae. Gene Ontology annotation, biological process: extracellular matrix organization; proteolysis. Gene Ontology annotation, cellular component: extracellular matrix.
CGAGGCACCCUUUAGCCACUGGGCGUCCUUCUCGGCGCGGCCGCCGAGGGGGGUGGCGGAGGUGAGGCGAGCUCUGCUCCUUCAUGUCCUGGAUUCGCUCUAGGGCUGCCUCUCCAGCCAGCAGCACCCCCUCCCCUCCCCGCUCCGCCACCUCCUGCAGAGCAUGCAGGUCUCUGCCACCCGGGAAGCCGGCUCCACUUCCUUUCCCAGCCUAGGAGCCGGCCUCCUGCCUCCCGAGUUGUCCCAUCCUUAAGGGGGUUGUGUUUGGCAAGCUCUUUUCGGGAGGAUGCCGUCCACCGGCUUCGCUGGGCUGUUUCUGUGGCUUCUCUUGGAGGUGCCACUCAAGGGUGCACCUGUGCUAUGUGUGGGUCAACUAGGACUAAGGAACACAAACCUCUUUCCAUCUCUGCAUUCAGAGUUGCUAGACUUCACGGACCACAGUGAAUAUGAUAUUGUGACAGCAUUUGAAGUAGAUCAAAAUGGGGACUAUAUAAGCCAUGCUGUGGCACACCAUGAACGGAGGAAGAGAUCAACUUCAGAGGGAGGAAAUGACUCCUUGCACCUCCGUUUCCAUGGAUUUGGCCAUGAGUUCCAGCUUGACCUGAAGACUUCUGAUUUUCUUGUUGCCCCUGGAUUUACAAUACAGACAUUGGGCAAGGGAAGAACCAAAUCAGUGCAGACGUACCCAGCAGAGGACUUUUGCUUUUAUCAAGGUGUCUUGCGAUUGCACAAAAACACAUCCGUAGCACUUUCGACAUGUGGAGGCUUGUCAGGCUUGAUAAGGACGCAGGAAGCGGAUUACUUACUGAAACCACUACCUCCCAAUCUUGCACUUAAACAUAACUUCUCUGCUCCUCACGGCCACCAUUCUCAUGUAUUGUACAAGAGAUCUAUUGAGCCUCAGCGGUCAAUUGAUAAUGAGGUAACUGUGAAUGAUGAGAGGCAAAGGGAAGUGGAUGCUCACAGUAAUGUCCUUCGAGAAGCCCAGCACCACCACAGUUCCGAGCGGCGGCACAAACAGCACUUUUGUGGAAGGCGCAAGAAAUAUAUGCCCCAGCCUCCAGGGGGAGACACCUAUAUCUUACCAGAUGAAUAUAAGUACCUGCUGCGAAACAAGCGAUCUCUUCUGAAGACCCACAGGAACAAAGAACUGAAUGUUGAAACUUUAGUGGUGGUUGACAAAAAGAUGAUGCAAAACCAUGGCCGCAACAACAUCACUACUUACGUCUUGACUAUACUCAAUAUGGUUUCUGCUUUGUUCAGAGAUGGAACAAUUGGGGGCAAUAUUAACAUUGCAGUUGUUAGUUUGAUACUUCUGGAAGAAGAUCAGCCAGGGCUUAUGAUUAAUCAUCACGCUGACCAUACCCUGAGCAGUUUUUGUCAGUGGCAGUCUGGGCUGGUGGGGAAAGAUGGCAGCCGCCAUGACCAUGCCAUUUUAUUGACGGGCCUCGAUAUCUGUUCCUGGAAAAAUGAGCCAUGUGACACAUUAGGGUUUGCUCCAAUAAGUGGAAUGUGCAGCAAAUACCGCAGCUGCACAGUUAAUGAAGAUACUGGGCUUGGGCUAGCUUUCACCAUUGCUCAUGAGUCUGGACAUAACUUUGGCAUGGUCCAUGAUGGAGAAGGAAACAUUUGCAAGAAGUCCGAAGGUAACAUCAUGUCACCCACACUGGCCGGACACAAUGGGAUUUUCUCCUGGUCAACCUGCAGUCGUCAGUAUCUCUACAAAUUUUUAAGCUCUGCUCAAUCCUUGUGUCUUGCUGAUCAGCCUAAACCUGUGCAUGAGUACAAGUAUCCAGAGAAGCUUCCAGGAGAGUUGUAUGAUGCAGCCACUCAGUGUAAAUGGCAGUUUGGAGAGAAAGCCAAGCUGUGCAUGAUGGACUUCAAAAAGGAUAUUUGUAAAGCAUUGUGGUGUCAUCGAGUGGGCAGAAAAUGUGAAACCAAAUUUAUGCCAGCUGCAGAAGGUACAUUGUGUGGUUAUGACAUGUGGUGUCGUGGUGGCCAAUGUGUGAAAUAUGGUGAUGAAGGACCCAAGCCAACCCAUGGGCAAUGGUCAGAGUGGUCCAGGUGGUCAUCAUGUUCCAGAACAUGUGGAGGAGGCAUAUCUCAUCGGGAACGAAACUGUACUAAUCCAAGACCAUCCCAUGGUGGAAAAUUCUGUGAAGGUUCCCCUCGGAUGUUGAAACUGUGCAACCAUCAGAAGUGCCCAAAGAACAGCAUCGACUUCAGAGCUGCUCAGUGUGCAGAAUUCAACAGCAGGCGCUUCAGAGGAUGGCACUACAAGUGGAAACCCUAUACUCAAGUGGAAGAUCAAGACAUGUGCAAGCUCUACUGUAUUGCCGAGGGCUUUGAUUUCUUCUUUUCUCUGUCAAACAAAGUAAAAGAUGGGACACCCUGUUCAGAAGAUAGCCCUAAUGUUUGCAUAGAUGGGAUCUGUGAGAUGGUUGGCUGUGAUCAUAUCUUAGGUUCCAGUGCUGUGGAAGAUGCUUGUGGAGUAUGCAAAGGAGAUAAUGCAAGCUGUAAAAUGUACAAGGGGCAGUUCACAAAACACCUCCCCACAAAUCAGUACUACACAUUAGUCACCAUCCCUGCUGGAGCACGAAGCAUUCGUGUGUAUGAAAUGAACAUCUCACAUUCUUAUAUUGCUGUGCGUGCUUAUAAUAAAAAAUACCACCUCAACGGCCACUGGAUUGUCGACUGGCCAGGGAGGUACAGGUUUGCUGGGUCUGUGUUUGAUUAUCGAAGGCCACCUAAUCAGCCAGAGGUACUAAGUUCUUCCGGGCCUACAAAUGAAAGCCUAGUGAUAGAGCUACUCUCUCAAGGUAAAAACCCAGGAGUUGCCUGGGAAUACUCCCUUCCUAAGGCAGAAAGUGAAAGAACAACAGUGCAGAAACAUAACUAUACAUGGGCUGUCAUCCAUUCCAAAUGCUCAGUCUCAUGCGGAGCGGGUCAAAUGGUCACAAAACAAAGCUGCUACAAAGACCUCCAAGUACAAGUGGAUGCUUCUUUUUGCAAUCCCAAAAUUCAACCUGCUACUGGAAUUGUUCAUUGUAAAAUGCCAGCUUGUCCUCCCAGCUGGUCAGUUGGCAACUGGACUGAGUGUAGCUCAAGUUGCGGAACAGGGGAAAGGUACCGGCAUGUUCGCUGCAUGCAGACCGUCCAGUACAAGCCAGAGUGGGUGUCAGAUUCCCUUUGCCAGUUCCCUGCCCCCGUCAACAAGGAGCUCUGCAAUAUCCAAAGCUGCCCACCAACCUGGAGCUCAGGACCCUGGUCAGAGUGCUCUCGAACAUGUGGGAAAGGCUGGAGGAAAAGGGUGGUUGUAUGCAAAAGCUCCAGUCCCUCUUCAUGGGCACAGCUCCUGUCUGAUGCUGCCUGUGUUGCAGAACAGAAACCUAAGAUGCAAGAGGCUUGCCUCCUGAAACGAUGCCAUAAACAUAAGAAGCUGCAGUGGUUUGUGUCCUCGUGGACUGAGUGUUCUGUGACAUGUGCCAAGGGAGUACAAAGGAGAACUCUGAAUUGUGCAGAAAAAUAUGUUUCUGGAAAGUACAAGGAACUUGCUCCUAAGAAAUGUUCCCACCUAGAGAAACCAAAUGUUGAACUGGAGAAAGUUUGCAUCUUAAACUCUUGUCCCAGGCCCCCUGUGUAUUCACCAGUAAAUCAGGGCAGCUGGUUUUCCUCUUCUUGGUCACAGUGCACAGCAACCUGUGGAGGUGGCAUGCAAGUGCGGUCAGUUCAGUGCUUGGCAAAUGGGAGAGCUGCCACUGGCUGCCUUUUGCAUCAGAAGCCCAUUGCCUCACAAGCCUGUAAUACAAACUUCUGCCCUCUUCCUGAAAAGAAAGAUGCCUUCUGUAAGGAUUACUUUAACUGGUGCCACUUGGUUCCCCAACACGGUGUUUGUAAUCAUAGUUUCUAUGGGAAACAAUGCUGCAGAUCAUGUGUCAAUUCGAAUUUGUGAAAAUUGGUUCUAAAAUGAAAAGCAUAGUUCUGAGUGCAACACAAGUUGUGCCUUCGAGAUUGGGGCUGUGUGCCCAGGGAUCCCAAGAAUCUUGAAGAUUGAGUACCCUUUGCUCUGAACUUUGUUUCUUCAUUAAUCAAUGAACCUGUAUAAAAAGUGUAGUCCGGAACUACUCGGACAAGCUAGGUGCCUCGAAUCCUUUUCAGUAUUCUGAUGUAACCCAUGCUGCUGUUUUGACAUGGUUGUCUUGUUCUUAAGAUGCACAGAGAGAAGGGGCUUUUUAAAGAAUGAGGAACAAUUUGUUUCUGAGUUUGAAUAUUGCAGGGGCAGAGUUGAACAUUGUACUUGAAAAAAAAAAUUGAAGAACUGCCCAGCAGAUCAACAUUUGUAUGAGCAACAUGGACCUGCCGGAAGACUUCCUUUUUACCUCAGCUACUACUGCUAACUAACUGCUCUGGGCACAUCCACUGGGAGGUCCUCUUGUGCAAAUCCCACUGAAAUUCUUGGGAAUUGUGCAGAUGAACUAAUGCACUGGAACACUUCCAUGGAGCUUCUGCAGAACAGCUUCGCCCUGGACUGUGUUUGAGAUAUUUAUUAUGUUUUACUUAAACCCUUGCCUGACUCCCAGGCACUUUAGUGGGGCCUCAUGUAGGAGGUGCACUUUGAGAUGAUUUCUUGCUAUUCAUGGGCAGAGUCAUGUCAGGCACCCUAGAGACAGAAUUUGUGAAUACCCUGUGGAAACAAAUAUUAUAACUUAAUAUAGCAAUCAAAAUAUGUUGGAUACACCUUUGCCAAUAAAUAAACCUGAACUGCUUUAGGCAGACCUGUAACUUUUAAUGACUAGUGAGAGUGCAGAGGAGGGACACAAGUCUCGGGGUGCCCUUUCUCUUUUUCAUCCUUUGUCAGAUAAUAAGAUCCUUGGUAUUUGUUGUUUUCAAAUGAGCAAUCUUAUUUAAAAUAUAUUCAUUUUAUGCUUUACUGUUAAGUACAAAAAGUGUUCUGUCAUCAGUGUUACUUAAAUGGCUGAUUAUACCAAAACUAUGACAUUCACAUUUAAACAUAAGGUACUAUCAUGUUAGAUUCCAGCAUUGUAGCAGUGUAUACAUAAUGAAUCUAUGAGGUUCUUUCUUUUCUGCAUUGUAAUAGUUACUUAGGUCACCUUGAAAACGUUUUGCAAAUUUUGAAACAUCACAGAAUCGUUGAAUUAGGAACCAUUUCCUGCAGUUCCACAAAGCUUGGAAAGAUUUAUAUUUAUUACUGAGCAUGGAAUGUUGAGUCCUGACUAUCUUGGUUUUCAUAAAAGAAAGAAUGUUGCUGACUCUCCUAGUUGUAAAGAUAUACUGAUGUGUGAGAGCCAUGAAUGCCAAAAUACCAUGCUAGAACAAUGUCUGGGUAGCAUUGCCCAGUGUUUCUUAUAAGCCCUUGGUUCCAUACAUAAAUGUUCUUUCUUCACCACAAGUAGCUAAAGCAUAACGCAUUUUGGAAAAUAUGGGAAAAUAUGCACAUUUGUAUUGUUUGCAUAAUUUAGACAAGGAUACCGAAUUUUGUUUUGGUGCUGAAUUGUUGAGUGUUGGAACCAUAGAUUGUGAACAGCCCUAACUAAAAUGUCCACUGCAAUUACAGCAUUGGUGCUGCCUUAAG